Cuscuta epithymum is the source of this 5256-nucleotide messenger RNA. Lineage: Eukaryota; Viridiplantae; Streptophyta; Magnoliopsida; Solanales; Convolvulaceae. The record is from the annotation of a GenBank genome assembly.
UCCGUAUCAAUUUUUCUCAACUCUCAUGUAUGGGCCGAUCUUCUCUCUUGCAAAAUGAAGUAGACGGUUCAGAUAUGCAUUGUUCCAGCUUUUGGAUUCAGAUCAUUCCAACACCAUUCUUCUUGCUUUUGGAGUCCGUAAGUUAUCCGGGUAAUUGAUAAAAUGGAAGAAGCCCGUGAAUGGAUGUAUAAGCGUAGAAGUCGGACUUCCGGUAAUCUAAAUCCAGAAUUCAUAGAUGGUGUUAGAUUUUUCUUAAAUCACGCAUUUACCAUAGCUGCAAAUGAAGAAGAAAGUAUGGUGAAAUGUCCUUGUAAGAAAUGCCAAUUAAAAAAGUAUUAUGAUAGAGAUACUAUUGAAAAGCAUUUAUGUGCCCAUGGAUUUAAAGAAAAUUAUUAUAGAUGGGAUUGUCAUGGUGAAGAACUACCAAUAAAUCCGAGUAUAUAUCGAGGGUAUACACCUUAUGAUGUGGACAGUUCUUGUGAUACAUCACUAUGUGGUAAUAGUAUUGAACAGAAUAACCUGAUGGGAUGCACGCAGAUGGUUCGGGAAGCAAUGCAUCCAUUCUUUGUUAGACCAGAAUAUGAAGAGAAUGAUUUUAAUAUGUCUGGGUUUAAUGAAUAUGGAGAAGAUGAUGAGGUGGUCGUUGAAGAACCAAAUGAAAAAGCACGCGAAUUUUAUAAGCUGUUAGAAAAUGCAUCUGCUCCUUUGUAUGAUGGUUGCACAGAUCAUAGUAGAUUGUCUGUAGUUGCAGAACUCUUAAGUGUUAAGAGUCAGUAUAACAUGUCUGAUGCAUGUUUUGACAGAGUUGCUUCGAUUGUGGAACAAAUAGUUCCCGGUGAUAAUAAAUUACCAAAGACCCUAUAUCAGUCAAAGAAGAUGGUUAGCGGAUUGGGGUUACCUUAUUAUAAAAUAGAUGCAUGUGAGAACAAUUGCAUGCUAUUUGAUGGGAAUGACAAGGAUUUGGCAUAUUGUAGUGUGUGUGGCGCCUGCAGAUACAAUCCAGAUACGAUGGACCGCGGAGGGAAAAAGAAACCUGUGCCCAAAAAAGUUUUGCGCUAUUUGCCGAUAACAGAGCGUUUAAAACGGAUGUACAUGUCAUCAAAAACAUCUCGACUUAUGACUUGGCAUACACGAGGUGCUUCAUCUACUUGCACUACUAUUUCACAUCCAUGCCAGUCAGACGCAUGGAAACACGUCGAUAAGACAUUUCCUGACUUCGCAUUGGAGCCUCGAAAUGUACGGUUAGGUUUAUGCACGGAUGGAUUUAAUCCAAAUUCAGAUUUUAGCAAUCCAUACUCAAUUGGCCUGUUUUCAUUGCUGUAUACAAUCUGCCUCCUGAACUUUGCAUGAAAGAGCCAUACAUUUUUAUGGCCAUGUUGAUUCCAGGACCUCGAUCACCAGGGAGGAACAUUGAUGUCUUCUUAAGGCCACUUAUUGAGGAGUUGAAAACUUUAUGGAAUGUCGGGGUUGAGACAUGGGAUGCUUGUCGAAAACAAAACUUCAGAUUGCGAGCGUGCCUUCUCUGGACAAUAAGUGACUUUCCAGCAUAUGGGAUCAUUGUUCUAAAACUCGCUAGGCGCUAGUCGGGCGGUUGAGGGGCGCCUAGCGCCUAGGCGGCCGACUAGGCCGAUUUUUUGGCCGACUAGGCCGAUUUUUUGGCCGACUAAACCGAUUCGGCCUCUACGGUUAGGGCCGACUAGGCCGCCUAGGCCGAUUAAUCGGUCCGCCUAGGCCGAUUUUUAGAACAAUGUAUGGGAUGUUAUCAGGUUGGAGCACUCAUGGUAGAUUAGCAUGUCCAUACUGUUUGGGUGAAGGAGUGAGCCAACAGCUUAAAUUUGGGAAGAAGCCAUGUUGGUGGGGUUGUCAUAGGAGAUUUUUAGGAACACAACAUGCAUUUCGCCGUGAUAGACAAACAUGGGGAGUUUUUGGGGUUGAACAUCGAAACCCUUGUCCAAUAGUUUCAGGUGGUGAAAUUUUGAGGUGGAUUGAGAGCAUUGAUUUUCCACCAUUUGGGUCACAAUAUGACAAUUUACGUGCUGAUGGGUUUGGUCGAUCACACAAUUGGAUUAAAAAAUCCAUUUUUUGGGACUUGCCAUAUUGGAAGCAUUUGCUCGUCCGACAUAAUCUUGAUGUAAUGCAUAUAGAGAAGAAUUGUUUUGACAAUGUCUUCAACACGGUUAUGAAUGUCAAGGGGAGGACUAAGGACAAUUCCAAUGCUAGGCGUGAUUUGGAGGUUAUGAACAUUCGCAAAGAGUUACAUUUAUAUACUCAUAACACAGCCACAUACCAGCCCAAAGCAAGUUAUGUUCUUGACAAGUCUUGUGUUGUUGACAUUUGUAACUUGUUGAAAAAUGAGGUGAAACUUCCUGAUGGUUAUGCCUCAAAUAUAGGGCACUGUGUCAACACAAGUAAUAACACAUUCUAUAGCAUGAAAAGUCAUGAUUGUCACGUGUUCAUGCAACGCCUUCUUCCGAUUGCAUUGCGUGGUUACCUUAGGUUGCCGAUAUGGGCUGCAAUUUCUGAAUUCUGUAAAUUUUUUAGACUUUUAUGUGCGAAGGAACUUUGUAUUGCAGACAUUGAGAAACUGCAGGACGCUAUUGCUGUUACACUGUGUAAGCUCGAAAAAAUAUUUCCCCCAGGAUUUUUUGAUUCUAUGGAGCAUUUGACAGUACAUCUACCAUGGGAGCUAAAAACUUGUGGACCAGUUCAAUUUCGUUGGAUGUAUCCAUUUGAGAGGUUGAUGAAAAAGUUAAAGGAGAAGGCAAAAAACAAACAAUUCCUUGAGGGGUCUAUUGUUGAGAAAUUCUGGGUUCAAGAGAUCGCUUUAUUUUGUGAGCAUUACUUUGAUAACAACUUGGGUUCUCGCGUAAAUCCUCAUAUAAGGAAUGAAGUUUUGCCUAGUAUGUUGACCAUAGGGGAAUCAUCUAACGAUUCGGAGAAGCUGUCUAUUUUCAAGCACCCCGUACGGAAUUUUAGUCGGAUGUCGUACCGUGCAUUGACAAAUGAGGAGCUCCACCAUGUUCAUAGUUAUGUCCUUUUCAAUUGUCCUGAGGUUCAGCCGUACAUCGAUCAUUUUGAGAGUCAAAUACGACAAUCAUUUCCGAUGGUCACUGAAUCUGAUGUUGCCGAACAAAGAAUGACAACCUUCGCUAAGUGGUUUGAAAAAAUGGCGGAAGAAUUCCCCCAAAACUUUACUUCAUCACUUGUUGAAUUAUCUCAAUGGCCAAAGAAGAAGGCCAAAGCAUAUGGUGGGUCGUACGCUAAUGGAUACAAAUUUCACACCAGAGAAUAUGGAGAAGGUAAGCGCACGUCCAAUUGGGGAGUUUGUGUACUCGGAGAAACUUCUGGGGAUGGACAUUAUGAUUUUUACGGAAUGGUUGACGAAAUUUUCGUGCUUCGUUACAAAAACAAUGAGGUAACAAUAUUCAAAGGUACGUGGUUUGACCCAACCAAUGGUGUCCGAAUUCAUGAAGCAUUAGGCGUGAUUGACGUCCGUCACACAUCACGAUUACAUCCAGAGGAUCCAUUCAUUAUGGCCAGUCAAGCUCAACAGGUGUAUUAUUUAACAUACCCAACUGAGCGCUUGAGUGAUUGGCUAACAGUAAUCAAAACAAAGCCAAGGCAUAAAAUCCAAGGACUAUCAAAUCAUGAGCCGAUAAACCCAUUUGAUGAAGAUGCUGACCAAGAAGACAUUGUUGCAGAAGAUGCACUUGUACUUGAUGAUCCCGGACUUGAUGCUAGUGGACUUCUUUUGGAUUUUGAAACAACAGCAGAAAUUGUGAUUCCAGGCGAAGAUGAUGACGAUACAGAAGAUUCAGAGGAAGACAUUCCAAAUUACAUAUGAAUCCAACAUUUUAGGGUGUUCUUCGCCGUUCUUCUUCCAACGAGGGUUAUACUUUUGUCUGAGUCUGCCUUCUUCUAACAGAUAUGUCUUCAGGGGGAUCUACAUCGCGCGGUGGCGGCAAUGCCAUUCGUGGACGUCGCAAUAAUGGUGGCAGGAGUGCCUCUGAGAGAUUCUCUACAGCAGAUCAAAUAGUCCAAACUAAUGAAAACGGGUCACCCAACACCCCACCAUCAGAUGUGAGACCCUCAUUUACUUCAAAUCCCAGAACAGAGGCAUCUAUUCAGACCAACUUCACACCAGAAAUGGUCAGGCAAACACAACCUGAAACAGGACGUGAAUUGGGAUCGGGCCAACGUGACUACAUUAUUAUUGGAGACUUGAAACUAAAUGAUAAAGUCAAGAAGUCACUCGAGGUCAUUGCCUCAGAUUUGUUCACUGGAUGGCCUGCCAUUUAUGGAAAUCUGAAACCACAGGAUCGAGAGAAAUACAUUUCACGAUUCUCGCUGGACUACACCUGGGCUCCUUCUGACAAUGGGAAAAUGAUCUCCAAGCUCCACUCGGAGUUUAGUUGGCUUUAUUCGGCACGUUUGUCAAAUAUUAGAAAGGCUGCAAAAAAGAAUAUUCCUGACUUCGCUGAAAAUAAGGAUUAUACGAGACUUAUUCCCUUUCGAGCAGAACGUGUAACUUCUCAUGUGUGGACUAAGCUAUGACUCUACUGGAACUCAGACGAUUGGAAGAAGAAGUCAACCAUUGCAGGGAUAAAUCGCAUUGGGAACCUCGGUGAAGGUGAAGUUCCCGCAAAGACUAAAGGAAGAAAGUCCAAGGCGAAGCUUUAUGCUGAAAUUGAGAAAGAAUUAGGAAAAGAACCAACUGCUUUGGAGUUUGGAGAAAAGUGGGAUGCAAUUGACCCCACCACAGGUCAACCAUACCCAACACGGCAUGCUCGUUAUAUGGUUCUAUACCGCCAACGAAUGGAAGAAGUUCAUGGGCCAGAUCGGACACUGCAUCCUAUUAUUGAUCAUGAUAUUUGGUUGGAGAUCACAGGUGAUUCAAAAAGGCGUCGUUGGGUUGGUAUUCCUGAUCAAAUAUCAGAUCCUCAGUUGUUUCAACCAUCUAAACCAAUUGACGUAUUUCUUAAUUCACAGACAAGUGUAUGCUUUUAUAAAGUCAAACGGUUGAGCUCAGGAGUGAAAUAGAGACUAUGAGAGGUGGUAUGGCAGAACUUAAGGCACAAAAUGAGGCAAUGAGAGUUGAAAACGAGGAACAAAGAGCAAGCUUCAAUGCUGCAAUGAGCAAUGUGUGGGGCGUUCUUAUCAGUAUGGGUGUUGCUAGAACAAACAUGAUCCCUUCUAGCUUGGUUGCUGGUGGAUCAUCAACGCAACAUCACCAACCGGCGUUUUCGGGACAACUGC